AUGCUUGCUCCGCCUUCUCAAGGCAGCAUUGUUGUCAAGUCAACGCCAACCAUCUCGCAGCAAUCACUUCAUCGACACGGCGAUUGUGAGGCGCGCGAUAGUGAGCGGUCCAACCACGCACUAGGAUCGACGCCUACCCCCUCUUCAUCUCGAAUCGCACAUGCGACCAGCUCAGGCCUCUCAGCUCUUCAUUGCGCAAACCGACAAAAGGAUCGUCAAGGAUCAGCUGAUCGAGCUACAGGCCUCAAGACCGAAUUAGUGGAUGACAGCCCAGCCUCGACUCCAAAGUACCGCCUUCGCCUGCUGCAGCAGCCCACCACCGGCUCUGCGUUCGGGGCCAACCUUCUCUCCCGAACCGCGCUCGCUCCGCCGCUCAUUCUCGAGCUCCAAGCCACCUCGGAUGGGCAGUCCAUCGAGGCGUCUGCCGAGCUGCCCUUUCUGAUCUGCCAGUGUUCGCUGGUGGACGAGCAAGGUGCGGCUGCGGAUCUGAGGCGUGAGCCUGCUCCGACAGCGACCCUGGCGCCGCCUUCGCCUGCAAAAUCGCGCAAAGGUCGAAAGUCGGCCUCGACCAUGGAGCCGCCCUCCACCAGCACGACGCCAACCACGACUGAGUCACAGCUGGUCAGGAUGCUCUACGGCACCCUCGUCGCCGGUCCUCAGAUGCACAAGGCCCCGCCUGGAGAAGAGGAUGUCGAAAAGCCCUACUUCUUCUUUCCCGAGAUCAGCGUUCGUGCGACCGGCAAAUUCAGGAUUGUUUGCCGCCUCAUGCGGCUCCCUCUCCCGGGCAUCAGCGCCAUCGAGGAAGGCGUACUGGCCAGCGUCGAAACAAACACCUUUGAGGUGGUCGAAAGAGCCAACUUCAUGGCGCCCUACAUUACGGAUGUCUCGCGCCACUUUGCUAGGCAGGGCGUACCUCUGCUUCUCCCGCCCGGCGUCUCGGCUGACUGA
Molecule: messenger RNA, 948 nt
Organism: Kalmanozyma brasiliensis GHG001
Lineage: Eukaryota; Fungi; Basidiomycota; Ustilaginomycetes; Ustilaginales
Product: Velvet factor
Exons: 3
Coding region: 1-948 (315 amino acids)
Source: RefSeq, a predicted model, not a curated record